AUGGCGAUGGCCAGCUCCAGCUCCAGUUCCAGCUCCAGGCCACCAUCGACCAAGGCGAUGGAGAUGCAAAUGCCGGUCGAGCGACCAGCAUCGCGCCCCUACGAGCCAGCCAAGAUUUGGUGUAUUUGUGAUGGCUGCGGAAUAGUGUGCUUGUGCAUUGCGUACACACUUCUUUUUGUCUCCAACGUCACAGUGCUGAGACUAGGGCGUUGGCCCUUGGGGGAGUCUUUUCAGUUUGCUUUUACGAUAGGCUAUGAGGGGCUCUUUGUUCUCAGCAUAUGGUCACAUCUGGCAUGUAUGCUGACAGACCCUGGAGCAUGUCCACUGGAUGUCGAGUAUGCAGAUGGUGAUAGGCACUGCACAAAGUGCAGAGCGCCAAAGCCUGCGCGUGCCCACCACUGUAGCACUUGCCGGCGAUGCAUCAUGAAGAUGGAUCACCACUGUCCAUGGGUGAACAAUUGUGUUGGUGCCAAAAACCAGAAACACUUUCUUUUGUUUCUCUUCUACACGUCCCUCCAAUGCGUUGCAGCGGCUUUGAGCCUUGGAGCUUAUUUCGCCGACUCAGCGGUGUCCAUGCCACGACGGCCACGAAAACCGUCGGCCUUUCUGGCGAAGAAGGACCCUGCAGCUGCAGCAGAGUGGCUUGAAGAGUUGAAGAAGUAUUCAGAGACACAGGUGAGAAGUGAAUCUGAUUUGCUUUGCUGUGUGCUCAUUUUUUUCGUUGCAAUCAUUUUCGGACUCUUCACAUGCAUCAUGGCCUGCGACCAGGUAUCAAAUAUUACUAGCAACACCACAGGUAUUGAUGUCAUGAAAGGCAAGGACAAAGAAGCCGUGCAGCGACCCUGGCGGGAAUCUGUGCAGGUGCAAAUCCGUUCCGCGUGUCAUCAGAGCUUGGGCUUUAGGGUGGCUAUGGGUGGCUUGGAACAUCCUGAAUUGUCGGACCAUUGCCUUGCUGGCAAUUUGAAUCGGAUGGGUGGAAUGAAGCCACUAUUGGAACUUGCCCUCGGAACAGAGCGAGUGGAAGCCCUCCGUAGUCUGGCGCUUUGGGCCUUGGGUGUGGCCGUGCAGAACAAUGCUCCAGUACAGCAAGAGUUGCAUAGCCUUGGCGGCUUGAGCAGUUUGGCUGGUCGACUGCAAGACUGUAAUUGUUUGAGUCCAGAAGUCUGUGAAGCAGGGGCGCAAUAUUGUGGAAAGCUCCUCUUCUGCCUCUCGGGGUUUUUGAGGAACUCGCCACCUUUGCAGGCGGAGGCAGAUCAACUGGGAGUGACAACAUGGAUGAUGAAGGUGGGGCUUGCACACCCAGCGCCAGCCAUUGUGAAGAAGGCUCUGGGCUACUUGGAUACAGUUUUUGCUCAGAGUCCCGAGUUGCCGUUCCUGGACAGCUUGGUAGACGCGAAAAGCGAUGCCACGCUGACUUCUAUCUUGACUCUUGUUACAAGUGCUGACCUGGAUACCUGCGAAAAGGCUCUUGCACUCCUGGGCCGCCUGGCAGAACUUCGGCCCAAGCUCUUCAAUGGUUUCAGAGAGGCAAUCAUUGCAGCUGCACGAAAAGCCCAGCUUCACUGUGAGGAGCAAGGUGGCGACCAGGACAUUUGCUCAGGCCUCCUGCAUUCGGCGGCCGAGGUGGACCGAAAGCUUGCGGGAUCCGCUGGAUCCACCCUUGAACUCUGA
Durusdinium trenchii is the source of this 1671-nucleotide messenger RNA. NCBI's taxonomy places the organism in Eukaryota, Dinophyceae, Suessiales, Symbiodiniaceae. The record is from the annotation of a GenBank genome assembly.